AUGGUGAAGAUCGGCAAGAGAUCAAACCGAGGAUGGUGGUGGGAUCACUUCGUGGAGCACCCAGGUUAUGCGCGCAGAGAAGGAGAAGACAUUGCUAACAGUCCCCAGGGUGUUUCAGUCGAUCCAAUUGAUAUAUGGACAGGACUGUCACAUCCCGGUUCAGCACUCCCCGUUGGUGCUGCCAGUGCCAGUGGUUCAUUCUCCCGCAUUGCUAUCAAUGACUUACUCGACUAUUCUUGUGCGGAGGAAUGGUUGGGAUCUUUUUAUAAAGUCGCUAUUCGAGGUUUAGAUGCUGAGCUUGAGUUGUGCGAGCUUCUUGACUUAGAUGCAGAGGGAAUUGAUGAUCCAGACUUUCCUCAAGUUGAUGAUGUUCUUGACGAGUAG
This is a messenger RNA of Suillus discolor, 384 nucleotides long. RefSeq lists its product as uncharacterized. Bases 1 to 384 code for a protein of 127 amino acids. The transcript has 3 exons. The record is from RefSeq and is a predicted model, not a curated record. Lineage: Eukaryota; Fungi; Basidiomycota; Agaricomycetes; Boletales; Suillaceae.